Molecule: messenger RNA, 1423 nt
Organism: Erythranthe guttata (spotted monkey flower)
Lineage: Eukaryota; Viridiplantae; Streptophyta; Magnoliopsida; Lamiales; Phrymaceae
Product: putative F-box protein At1g14315
Molecular function (GO): protein binding
Source: RefSeq, a predicted model, not a curated record
GUAUCCAAUUUUGUAUAAACACACCAAAUUACAGGACUAAAUUCUGAAAUGAAAUAACUCAAAGGACCACCCACAAAUAAAUUUUCUCAAAACCUAGGCAAAAAUAUGCUCUGAGCACUCUGCAAAAACUCACACUACAAACCCCCAUAGAAAUCACCGCCGCCGUCGCCAUCGCCACCGCCAUCUGCAAGCUUUCCAAAAUCCAUGUGUGUGCACAACAAACAAGUUCUUCUUCCAGAUGACAUCAUCGAAACCAUCCUUCCCAAAUUACCCGUCAAAUCUCUGCUCAGAUUCAAAGCCGUUUCCAAAUCAUGGAAAUCCAUGAUUUCAGAUCCAGCAUUUGUCCGAAAAAAACAUCUGCACCAAUCCUCCCAGCAAGACAACCACCUCUUUCUAUGGAAAUCGAAGCAGUGGAGCUCCGGGUUUUCCGUGGUUAAAUUCGAGGACGGGAAAUUCCAAAUCCUGCACGAUUUACGAGAAUGCCCUUACGGCUGGGACACCGUCGUCUCCUUUUCCGCCGGCGUGCUGCUCUUGACGGAAUAUUCCGACAGCACAUACGUUUUGUGGAACCCUUCGACUCGGGCGAAGACGAUGAUUUGGUUCCCUUACAGAUUCAAUUCUCACCCGAAGAGUUACGGUGUUUGUUACGAUUCAGUUUCGGAAGAUUUUAAGAUUGUCGUUAUUUCAUCCAUGUCUAUGAGAGACUACGCCGUGUAUUCGUGUAAGAACAAAAUCUGGACGAAGAAGAAGAAGGGUUUUCCGGGCACGGGCCGAUUAGGAAACGAAUCAGGUCUCUACGUAAACGGGUCUAUCUAUUGGGUUUAUAGGGAAGGAGAUGCUAGAAAAAUUGUGUAUUUUGAUUCGGGCGACGAUAAUUUCAAGAUUUUGGAUAAGCCGAAGGGUGUUGGGGAAAACAGGCCGAUUUUCUUGGCUUGUCUGAAGGGGUGUUUGUCCGUGUAUUGUAACGGAGAAAACGAGACGGUUGUUCGAAUUUGGAUAAGGGAGAAGAAUAAUUGUUGGGUGGAGUUGGUUACUAUCGAGAACGUGGAUACGGUGAUCGAGUUGUUUGACGUGGAGUUUGUAGCGGAAAAUAAGGUUGUAAUACGUUCGAACACUACUCGGUUAAUGAUCUACAACAUUUCGGAGAAGAGGUUUGAAGAUUAUGACGACAAAGCGGUCUUUGGCUAUGCAAUGGUUCCUUACUUGGAGACUCUUUUCUUCCCUAUCGAAAACACGAGGCCCAAGAGGAAGCGUAAGUGUUUAUCAUGAUUAUCCGUUCGUUCGUCGUUCGUGUUUCUUUUAAGUAGAAUUAAAAUCCGAAGUUUUUCGUCUAAUUAUGCUUUGUAGUUCUUGUACAUGAAAAGUGGUGCCACUAGGCACUAUUUACCGAUUCCCCAUUAAUAAAAAUUGCUGUUGUUUUUUC